AUGUGGGAACGUAUUAAAAAAGCCUUGUUAAACUCACUUUCCGUUAGCUGCUCGGCCAUCUGGAACUGGAUCCGAGCUUUCUGGAGAAAGAAUGGCCUCUUGACUCUUUCGAUGCUCUCUGUUGUAACUGGAUGCCUGCUCGGAUUUUCGCUAAGCGUUCUGGAGCUGACAGAGCUGGAGAAGCAAUACUUUUCUUUUCCUGGAGAGCUCCUUAUGAGGAUGUUAAAAAUGCUGAUUCUACCCCUCAUUACUUCUAGUCUGAUGUCCAGCUUGGCCACCAUAGACUCCAAGGCCUGUGGGAAGAUGGGGUUGAUCACACUCACCUAUUAUCUUUGGACUACAUUCAUGGCUGUGACUGUUGGGAUUGUGCUUGUGAUCAACAUUCAUCCGGGCGCUGCUGCCCAAAAGGAGGAGUAUACCGUGGGCAACGUGGUGUUAAGCUCUGCAGACGCCUUACUGGAUUUAAUCAGAAAUAUGUUUCCUUCUAACCUGAUUGAAGCUUCAUUCCAGCAGUAUCGAACAGUUCUCGUCCCAGUCGUAAAAUCUUCAGGCUUUCCAAAGAUCCCAGGGAAACCUCUCAGCUUCAUUUACUUUGCACCUGACGAUGAAAAUCCCGAAAUUCAAAGGCCUGUGCUUCUUGAGAUCACCCCCUCUCCGGAAAUGACCUACCGGACCCUGCCUGGGGCCAGCAGUGAAAUGAAUGUCUUGGGGAUUGUUAUCUUUUCUGCUACAAUAGGCCUCCUUCUAGGGAAAAUGGGUGAGCGUGGAACUCCUUUAGUCAACGUGUGCCAGUGUCUGAAUGAAGCAGUUAUGAAGAUUGUCUCAAUGGCGGUUUGGUACUUCCCAUUUGGCAUUGUGUUUCUCAUUGCUGGGAAGAUUUUGGAAAUGGAGGAUCCAGCUGUGAUUGGAAAGAAAUUGGGACUCUAUGCCAUAACGGUGGUGACAGGGCUAGUCAUCCAUGGACUUAUCCUCUUGCCUUUGCUUUUUGCACUCAUUACCAGGAAAAACCCCUUCGCUUUCAUCCAGGGAAUACUGCAAGCCCUGCUGAUCGCCCUCGCGACAUCAUCCAGCUCAGCAACCCUGCCCAUCACCCUGAAAUGUCUUCUGGAAAACAAUGGAAUAGACAGACGGGUGGCACGAUUUGUUCUCCCUGUUGGCGCAACCAUUAAUAUGGAUGGGACUGCACUGUACGAGGCAGUCGCUGCAAUCUUUAUUGCUCAGGUCAAUGAGUACGAUUUGGACUUGGGACAAAUUAUAACUAUAAGCAUAACAGCGACAGCAGCAAGCAUAGGUGCAGCGGGAAUCCCCCAAUCAGGGCUCGUUACAAUGGUCAUUGUACUAACCUCUGUUGGCCUGCCCACGGAUGACAUCACACUGAUCAUUGCAGUUGACUGGGCUUUAGAUCGACUUAGAACAAUGACCAACGUCCUGGGUGAUGCACUGGCUGCGGGCAUCAUAGCACAUGUCUGCCAGAAAGAUUUUGCACCAAAGCCAGAAAAACAAGAUCCAGUGAGCAACACAGAGAAGCUUUCUUCUGCCGAGAACUCCCUUCUCCAGCCCAAAGACCACGUGAUGGAAAUGAUUGUAGAAACGUUGUCCGAACGAACAGGAGUUAAUUACAAUAUCUGCCAGGUGUAAUGGCCAUAGCAUUUUCAUUCCCAGGAAGAGGAUUUUGGUGCUAACACGUAGCCACUCUACUCUGUGUGUACAUGUGGGCCUUACUGUGCACAAAAAAGGCAGAAAAAUCCAUUUUUGGGAGGCUUCGAAGAGCUACAGCAGCACAACUGCACUGGCCAGAAGUUAAACAGGAAGCAGUAGCGCCAACUGCUUGCGGCUUUAACCUGCGAGGCCUCAUCUAUGAAGUCAUUGUCUUGACAGUCCAGAGCAACAGAUUUUUAAAGGUUUCAUGCCACUAUUUUCUCAACACAAUUUUCUUUUUCGAGGACAGAGGAAUAGAUAGUUAUUAGAGAAGAACCUUAGCUGGUUGUUUUAAAAAGGGGCUGAGACAAGGCAGAGCUUUGUCACCGUCCAGCAAUGGUUUUCACCCAUUCUCUGUUCGCAAUUGCUGUCAGUUUGCAUUAUGUUUAUUAUGCAGAUAAUUUGACCAUCUUAUUUUAAAAUUGUGGUUGGUAAACUUUUUUUAGAGAGAGAUUUUAUAUUCUCUAAAAAUGGACAUUUCAAGCAGACUUUCUGCUGUCAUUCCAAAUGUAAUUUUGGUCUUCAAGGAACAGGCUGUUUGGACAUCUUUGGACACAGAAUUUAGGAGCAGAGUUGUUUGGAAAUGUUCCAAUUUUUUCACUUGAUAAGGCUCCCAACAACCAUUCGUGGCUCUGUCAAUGACUGCUCCAGCUAGUAUGGUGAAGAUGCAGGUACUAAACACAAGAUUUGGGAAUGAAUGGCAAAAUUUGCAUGGUGAGAGUGGAAUACAAGAAUCAAAAUCAUCUUUGGUUUCUUCAUGAUAAAUUUGAACUAAAUGCAAGCAACUGGAAACUGCAUGUAGGCAUGAAAAGGAAAUGGAAAAUACAAUUUUAUCUGGCUUUAAAUGUUUUUUUAAAAAUAUGAUCAAGCACUAAAACAGUGCUUUUGAAUAUAUUUUAUUUAUGAAUCAAUCUUCCUCCUCAAGUAUAAAACAUGUCAUAUGAACCAACCCUCCCCACAUAAUUUUUCCCCAUCAGUGAGUUGACCAGAUCCCAAUAAAAUUAUGCUGAUUUCCCAGCUGAGGACCUGGCCCUGUUUUGA
Molecule: messenger RNA, 2739 nt
Organism: Caretta caretta (loggerhead turtle)
Lineage: Eukaryota; Metazoa; Chordata; Testudines; Cheloniidae
Product: excitatory amino acid transporter 5-like
Biological process (GO): L-glutamate transmembrane transport
Cellular component (GO): plasma membrane
Molecular function (GO): L-glutamate transmembrane transporter activity; neutral L-amino acid transmembrane transporter activity; glutamate:sodium symporter activity
Source: RefSeq, a predicted model, not a curated record